AUGAGACUUGGGAAGCCACGCAAGAACAGGAAUCUUGACGGUUCCAUCAAGCGCGAGAUCUCACCAGCGGGCUCUUACGUCCCUCUUGGAGCUAGAAUGGAUCUACUCCCACGCGCCGCAUUAUACAAGUAUGAAAGCUCUCCAGAACCGACAGAUCCCUUUUACUUCGGUCCCCGUACUCCAGAGUAUCACUAUCAAGACGCAUUCAUCGGCGACACGUUCAGUAGUAGUCACUCUUCCGUGGGCUCCGAAGGUGUCAACUCGCGUGUCAACACCUGGCCAAACGAUGAACAGAUGAUGUAUACAAACAACACAGAGAUGUUUGCUCCAGUACCACAGUAUCCUCCGCCAUCCACGGCUUUCCAUGGACACGUUCACGUUCGGUCGACUAGUAUUUCUAGUCAGCCUGACAUGGUCACAUCGCUGGAGCGAACUCAGACCCCAGCAGCUAUCAGCCAUCAGUUUCUUGGCAUGCCUGUCUCGCAUGAUACACAGCAGGAAAAGAUCAUGGCUUCUCCACCCCCCAUGGCAUCAGCGCCUUUACCGACACCACCCGAUUCCAACAUUCUCCUGAGGCAUGACUGUACUCAGUUCGCGUUCCAAAUUCUUUGCAGCUUGUAUGUCCCACCUGAGAACCAGUCUACUGCUGGUGACUUCAGUUCGCUCGACGGUCUCCCCGCUUCAGGGUCUGUACUCCCAACCAACAUAGCCGCCGUCGACAACCUUUACACACUCUUGAACUGCGAUUGCUCAUCGAAUCCCCACUUCUCAGCUACAGUCAACCUGGCUAUUAUGAAGAUACUUUCCUGGUAUCAAGCGAUGGCAGGUGGAGAUCUGCAAGGCGAUAGCUAUUCCAUCGAAACUUACAUGAAGACACUGUCGUACCAGCAGAGUUUGCGCGGUGCCUUGGACUCUGAGCACGAGCAGGUCUAUCAAACCAACCUUAUCCUUGCCGAGCUCUGCAGGAUUGAGAAGCUUGUCGACAAGUUCUCUGAGCGAUACUGCAACGUUACCAGCACAGCCGAGACAGGCAUUGAUUGCGGUGUGUAUGUGGCUAUGGAGGCCUCGCUUCGAACCCGCGUCCGCGAUACCUUCAAGAUAACCAUGUCGGUCGCUCCGGAGAACGUCAAGCGUCAGAUGGCAUCACGAACACAGGGCCGUCUGCGUGUCCAUACGGUGUAG
This is a messenger RNA of Alternaria incomplexa, 1182 nucleotides long. RefSeq lists its product as uncharacterized. The record is from RefSeq and is a predicted model, not a curated record. NCBI's taxonomy places the organism in Eukaryota, Fungi, Ascomycota, Dothideomycetes, Pleosporales, Pleosporaceae. Bases 1 to 1182 code for a protein of 393 amino acids. The transcript is spliced from 2 exons. Gene Ontology annotation, molecular function: DNA binding. Gene Ontology annotation, biological process: regulation of DNA-templated transcription; aflatoxin biosynthetic process. Gene Ontology annotation, cellular component: nucleus.